AGUCUCCACUUGUUCAAACGCGCGCGUUGUCUCGGCAUCCGCGAACUAAGCUGCUAGCGCUAUCCAUGGCUUUUCGCCUUUGCUUUUUCGUCUUCCUGAACUUCUUGACUUUCAGCUGGGCUGCACCAGAGGCUCCGGUGGAAGAGAGCCUCAGCGCCGACGACGACUGCUCCGACGCGGAGACCUGCGCGCUGAACGCCCUGCAGCUGAGACGCUGCCCCUUUGACUUCGACCAUGACGUCAAGGACACCAUCAAGACAAUGGCCAAAGAAAUUGACGCCUUGAACAACAAGCUGGUGGUGUUGGUGGCAAAGGCCAUGCGAACCGCGUCCAAGGACGACUUCAGCCAUUUGGUGAAUGCCACCGCCGAUGCCGCGGUCGUGCUCGAGGGAGUGGCGCCCAGGUACAUGACCUUGACCAACAAGACCAGCGCAGUCUUGCAAGAUGCAGGCAUUGAUGUCUACGGCGGCAAGGCCGCGGAGGAACAGGCCUCCCUGCUGCGGAUGCAAAAGUUCAUGUCCGACCACGCCGGAGAGGUCCUGACGAACAUCGCUGCGGCCCGCACCAGCAAAGGAGACACCGGCUUCGCCACGGAGGUGAACACCGCGGCCCAGGAAGCAGGACAAUGGUUGCAGGGCGUGUUGAAAGUGGCAUGGUCGACAGCCACCGACCAGCUGCCGCGGAUCAACAAGUUGGUGGAGGGCAACAUUACGAACCCCUCCGAGAUGGUGACUCAGGCGGCCUGUGCCGCCGACACCGCCACGAGCAUCGCCGCUCAGACGUCGCUCUACGCCGAGAUUGUGCAGGCUGGAACGGACUGCGAUGUCAGCAACAAGACCCUUUUCAACAUCGAGGACUGUGAGUCAAGUGCUCUCUCCGUGCAGACCGGUGUGAGCAAGGUGAUCAUGAAGGGCGCGAGGAUGAUGAACACAUGCUAUGGCCGUGAUUGGUCCUGUGCCGAGAGCAUGGCGGCCGCCACCCGGGACCUGCUGCAGGCCUACACCGCCACCAUCGUCUUGAAAGACUCCUGCCAGUCCAGCGACCCCAUCGCACUGGCUGUUUGUGAGUCGGAGGCCUUCACCCUUUGCUCCAAGCUGGGGGUGGCUGCCGGCUACAUGCACAAGUCGGGCGAGGUGUGCGGCUCUUCCUGCGCGUUGGCGAAGCCGCAGAAGCCGGCGCCAAUGCCAUGAGCGAGAAGUUGAGAGAAGCGGGCCAGGGACAGGCUCCUAAGUGAGGAGGACUGUAAUGAAACGACACCGUAUGCAGUGCUUUGCAAGAUUAGCACCUGCACACACAAAUAGUGAAACAAUAGUUGAACUUCAGCAAAUAGAAUGAAGCAGUGCUCUAAUUGAGGAUGUUGCAUUUUCCAACAAAAUUGCA
Durusdinium trenchii is the source of this 1380-nucleotide messenger RNA. The record is from the annotation of a GenBank genome assembly. Lineage: Eukaryota; Dinophyceae; Suessiales; Symbiodiniaceae.